AUCUCACGAUACCUGACUCUGCCACACAUAUGCUGUCACUGUCAUCGCACCAACCCUUCUAGUGCGCCCACACUGUCACGACGAGAGAUAUGGCGGGCACCAAGCGACGCUCCUCGCGACAGACCGCGAUACGCCGGCGCUCUGUCUAUCUCGACCCGGAAACCGACGACGAAUUCGAAGCCGACAGAGACGAUGAUUACCAACCCGCCGAAUUGGUCGACGUUGUACAGGAACCCGCGCUGAAGAAGCGCAAGGCCAGCAACCGGCGCCAACCACAGACCCGCAGCAAGGCAGCCAAGACGAGGCAGACGACUUUGAAGAGGGUGUUCAGCGUUGGGAAGGCGAGACAGCCAAACAAGGAAGAGGCAAAGAGGACCUUUGAUGGGCCAAGCGAUGGGAAGAUUCCGAAGUGGACUUCACUCCCUCAUGCUAUCUUGAAGCAGAUCUUCACUUAUGCUGCUGGCGACACUCAAACAUGGGUGCGCGCCUCUCAUGAUAACGCCGCAUGGCUGAAGUUAUCGGCGGCACGAGUGUGCCGAGCAUUCUCUGUUCCCGCUCUCGAAGCAUUCUACCAGUCGCCAGGCAUUUACAACACGCAAUAUCCACAUCAGCUAUUGGACCUGCUGCGCACACCGGACGAUCAACGGUAUAUCAAUUACAACGUGAAGGUGCAGAGGCUGAAUAUCGAUCUUCGAAACCUGGCCUACACUGCACAUGGCCGACCAGUGUUUGACCUGCUCCAGUUGAUCCCCGAACUGCCACAACUGCAGCACAUGGAGUUGCUGCACCAGAACUAUGAGAAGCCAUAUCGGCCACGAGCUCAGCCCAAGUGGACAAUACAGCCUCACGAAUUGAUCAGGUCGAUGGAGCAGCGAGGGAUUCAUCUGCGCACGUGGCGCUGGAGCCGUGAAACCAUUCCGAAGAGUGCACUCGCAGCCAAUGUGUCACUUGAUCUGUACGAAAAGAUCUCGAGGGCUCACGACAGUAGCGCGUUUGCUUAUCUAAAACGGCUGGUGGUGACAGGCUUCAACGUGGAUGAUAGCUUGGAGCCUGGCAUACCUGACUCGGAUGGCCAAGGUAGUUCUGCGGCCGCUCCUCCUGGUCUCGCCACAUCCAUCGCCAAAUUGCCAUCACUCACAGAUCUCACUUUCAUUUCAUGCGAUAUCAUCAUGGAGAAGUUCUUACAGCGACUACCCACGAAUCUGCAACGCCUCGAGCUCAGCAAUUGCCUUGAGAUAACUAGCGACAUGCUUCGAGAGUUCUUCACUACUUCUGGCUCUCAGCUCAGAGAACUUGAGCUCAACAACAAUGCAGCUCUGAACCUCAGCUUUACGCAGGAUCUCAAGGAGAAGUGCCCGCGCCUCGAAAGACUGAAGCUGGACUUACAGUUGUACAGUGAGCGUGAAACCACGAAUGAUGCAAUUGAGCUCUAUGACGAGCUGUUGCCAGAGGGCGAGACUGCAAGCUGGCCAUCCACAUUGCGGCACCUUGAGAUCCUGGAAGCCCAGAAGUGGUCUCCAGAGUCAGCACAGGACUUCUUCCGCACGCUCGUUGACAAUGCAGACCAACUUCCAGACUUACGUACUCUCAUCAUUCAUGCGCACAUUGACAUUCCCUGGCGCGAUCGCGUAGGAUUUCGCGAUCAGUGGAUUGAGCGACUACGGCGGGUGUACAAGCGCCCACAUGAAGAACCCAACAAGCAGCUCGGCUCGCUCAAGCAGUUUUCGAUGUCCAGAGAGAGCUCCUCACACCAGAUCAAAGUGCACAGCGGUGAGACGGACGAGCUCGGCAGAGGUGUACCUGACGAUGAUCGACGUCCCCGUCGUAGAACGGUCAUGCACGUGCAGGUCUCGCCACACCGACCAAGCGCCGACACGGUCUACUUUCCUGCGCCUGACAUGCCACCGGAGCCGAGGAGUACGAGACCUCAGCGUCGCAGCAAGCUUGUCGCUGAGAGCCGGAUUGUCACACGCUCGGAGACGCAAGCGCCUGCGCGAGAGUCCGGUACAGAUUCGGAACAGGAAGAUGAGAGCGGAGCAGAGGAUUGGCGUAAGAUACCGGAGAAAUUCUGUCAGAGCUUAUGCGAUAUCGUCGAUAUUCGAAUUGACAACCAGCGUCCUCGCGAAACACAGUUCAGGGAGGAGGACUUUCUUGAUGCUGAAGCCAGUGGAGAUGAUGAUUGGCAUGAAGGUGCAGAGGACGAAGAGGAAGGAUACGCCUGGUAGUGCGGUUGGGCUCUAGGUUGGAACGGCGGAAUGAGGACGCAGGUAUGUCCAUCGAGAGGUUUGGACGAUUGACCCGCUUGCAUGUUUGGCUCGCGUGUCAUCAGCAUGAAAAUCAAUAGCGACGCGGUCUGGGUCGGUGGCUAUGAGAGAAGCGGAAAAGAACGAUUGAACAGGUGACUAGGAGGUACAGACAUCUGUAUACCGUAUGCCGUAGAUAUGACUCGGCAGCUCGGGCGGCUCGUACUUCUCCGUGACGGAGGGCCAAAGUGGUCCAGGGCCGUGAAUAAUUACACCUCAUAUAUCAGGUAGCC
Messenger RNA from Sphaerulina musiva SO2202, 2536 nucleotides. RefSeq lists its product as uncharacterized. The coding region runs from base 90 to 2225 and encodes 711 amino acids. The transcript has a single exon. NCBI's taxonomy places the organism in Eukaryota, Fungi, Ascomycota, Dothideomycetes, Mycosphaerellales, Mycosphaerellaceae. The record is from RefSeq and is a predicted model, not a curated record.